Messenger RNA from Cercopithifilaria johnstoni, 639 nucleotides. Lineage: Eukaryota; Metazoa; Nematoda; Chromadorea; Rhabditida; Onchocercidae. The record is from the annotation of a GenBank genome assembly.
AUGGUGUGUUGCUGUUGCUGUUGGAAGCCGUAUCAUUGCGCUUUAGCUCUCAGUAUUAUUGAUACAACAAUUGUUGGUAUUUUUGCAUAUCAUGCCGCUGAUUUAUUAUACAGAUCGGCAAAUGAUAAUAAUUGGAUCGAUUUUGCUAUGUUUGCAAUCCUUUUGGGUUUCUUCUUAUGUGAACUAUUAAGUAUGCUAACAUUGGCCAUUUCAAAGAGACGGAAUAAUUCUCGUUAUGUACUACCACGAUUAAUACUACUUACCGGUCAAUUUGCUGUAACAACAUUCAUUUCCAUUAUUUUAAUCCUAUAUUUUAUGGGAUUCACCGAGAAAUUCAAUGAUAUUGUUAUUGGUUCAUAUGAGUAUUGGGCUGGUAGCAAACUAAACGAAGAUGAUCGAGUAAGAGCUGUUAGUGAUCUAUUCAUUUAUGCAAUUGGUACUUUUGUUUCUGUAUUCAUAUAUACAGUGUAUGAGUUAUUUGAAUUGCACAUUACACGAAAAUAUCAGAAUACUCUUGAAACACCACCGGAAUUCAUUCCUGUAAGGAGUCAGGAAUUACCACGAUUAGCUGGACCAAAUUUAAGCAUUAGUCAACCACAACAUGUUCCACCACCACCCUAUAAUCCACAAUAUCAUUAA